Emericellopsis cladophorae is the source of this 759-nucleotide messenger RNA. RefSeq names its product uridine kinase udk. The transcript has 3 exons. The coding region runs from base 1 to 759 and encodes 252 amino acids. Gene Ontology annotation, cellular component: cytoplasm. Lineage: Eukaryota; Fungi; Ascomycota; Sordariomycetes; Hypocreales; Bionectriaceae. The record is from RefSeq and is a predicted model, not a curated record.
AUGACGGAACGCAAGUCAUUGAUAGUCGGUAUCUCCGGAUGUUCAUCCUGCGGAAAGACUACCCUCGCCCGCAUACUUCGAGAUGUCUUUCCCAACACCUUUAUCUUGCACCAAGAUGAUUUCUACAAGGAGGAAAAGGACCUGCCCAAAAAGAACGGAUUGCUAGACUGGGACUGUGCUGGCGCAAUCGACGUGCCUGGCAUGGCAGAGUCCCUCGCUUACAUCCGGCAGAAUGCAGCCUUUCCGCCGCAUCUCGAGUCAAAGGAGGAUCAGAACUCGAUCGGCGAAUGUCCCGUUUCCGAUUCCGCCAUAGCCGCCCUCAAGUCGAGCGUUGACUCGUCCAUCCCCGCCGAUCAUCCCUUGCGCACGGGGGCACUGUCUCUCUGCCUCUUGGAUGGGUUUCUCCUUUACCCCCCAUCAAUGUCCCCCAUCCACCCUUACCUUGACAUCAAGAUCUUUCUGCGAACAACGUAUGAGAAAGCUAAGAUGCGAAGAGAACGAAGGGAUGGCUACGUUACGAUCGAAGGAUUUUGGAGUGACCCACCAGGAUACGUUGACAAGAUUGUCUGGCCAAACUAUGUGGAAGAGCAUGCGUGGAUGUUUGAGAACGGCGAUGUAGAGCGCGAUUUCAAGGAGGAUGCUUUGGCAAAAGAGAAUAUCCGCGUGGAAAAGGGUUUGGAUGCUGACAGAGACUUGGAGAGCACCCUGAACUGGGCGGCCGAUGUGGUGCUGGACGGGCUUAAAAAGAGCCAAGUCUGA